This is a messenger RNA of Lethenteron reissneri (Far Eastern brook lamprey), 9663 nucleotides long. Its product is annotated as C-myc promoter-binding protein-like. The record is from RefSeq and is a predicted model, not a curated record. Gene Ontology annotation, cellular component: cytoplasmic vesicle. Gene Ontology annotation, biological process: regulation of Rab protein signal transduction. NCBI's taxonomy places the organism in Eukaryota, Metazoa, Chordata, Hyperoartia, Petromyzontiformes, Petromyzontidae. Gene Ontology annotation, molecular function: protein binding.
CGUUGCACCGCGGGGAGUGAUGGCCGCGUCCCGGCGCGCAUUCGGGCCACGCUCGUUGCGCCGCCACGCGCCUCCUCCUCCCCCCCCGCCCGAGUGAAGAGCGACUCGGCUGGUCGUCGUCGUCGUCGUCACCACACGGUGCGGCCCACACGGCGCGGGCCUCCGAGGCGGACUCGUUCACAUCUAGCGUCAACACCCCGGGAGGAGGACGAGGAGCGGGGUGGUUGCCUCCUGACGGACCGCGACUCGUUGCUUUUCUUUCCACAUUUUAUUCAUUUGCUACGCUCUGCCACCGAGCGAAGAGCCUCAUUCUCCCUGACGGGUUAUCACUGUUGUGUUUUUUUAAUAUCAUAAUUAUUUUGUAGAAUAAGUGAGAGGCCGAGGAUUGGUGUUGGUGGUGGUGGUGGUUCGGGCGAGGGAUGCGAGAUACCUCCGGUGGCUUCUGCUGCUGCUGCUUCUGCUGAAGGUUCCCCGCGUCCUGAGCCGAGUAGCAGCCUUUAUUCCAGCAUGCUGGAAGAAAAGGGCCCCCGUGUGGCAGACUACUUUGUGCUGGCCGGCCUGACGGACACGUCGCGGCCCCUGGAGGAGGAGAUGAGCCAAUCGGACGGGGGACCGCGCACCGCCCGGCCGAAGGCGCCCAUCACGGAUGUGGCCGUCAUCGUGAAGUCACACGGCGAGGAGGUGCCGCAGGGCUUCACGUGCAUCGAGAGCACGCCGCUGGGCCUGCCCGCCGACCUCAACCACGGCAGCCUCAAGAGUCCACAGAUCUACUUGUGCUACCGCAGGGGCAGAGACAAAGCUCCGCUCACCGACCUUGGGGUCCUGUACGAGUGGAAGGACCGACUGAGGCCGGGCUGCGAGCUUGUCGAGACCACCCCGUACGGACGCUGCGCCAACGUAAACAACAGCAGCGCCGUGUCCCAGCGCAUUCUGCUCACGUUCCGUCGCGCCACCGACCAGAACACCCAGAACACGCUGGCCGUCACCGACAUAUGUGUCAUUGUGGCGAACAAGGGGGAGAGUCCACCGCACACCUUCUGCAAGGUUGACCGCAACCUGAACUCUGGCAUGUGGGGCUCAGAUGUUUACCUCUGUUAUAAGAAGUCUCUGGUGAAGUCAAAUGCCAUUGCUUACAAAGCUGGGCUCAUCAGCAGGUACCCCGUCGGAGACUACGAGUCGUUCCAGCUGCCAGAGUCGGUUCCGCUCUUCUGCCUCCCCCUGGGUGCCACCAUUGAAUGCUGGCAGGCCAACACCAAGUACCCCAUGCCCAUCUUCUCCACGUUUGUGCUCACUGGCUCCUCUGCUGAGAAGGUCUACGGUGCCGCAAUCCAGUUCUUCGAAGCGUACCCGGGCGAGCGCCUGACAGAUCGCCAGAAAACGCAGCUGGGGAUGCUGAGCGCCGUGGACCACAAGCCCAUUGCUGGCAAGGUGGCACAUGCCAGCAAGAGCAUCUGCCUGCUGUCGCACUGGCCCUUCUUUGAAGCGUUUCACAAGUUCCUGCUCUUCCUGUAUCGCCUCUCCGUGUCUGGACCCAACCUCAUCCCCAUCGAGAAACACAUUUCCCACUUCAUGCACAACACGCCGUUUCCGUCGCCCCAGAGACCUCGCAUCUUAGUGCAGCUCUCUCCACACGAUUCUCUCACGCUCUCUCAGCCUGCAUCCUCUCCUCUGCCUCUCAGCGGAGCCAGCUUCUCCAUGCUGCUCGUGAACCUGGGUCCCGAGCACCUGCUCGCCCUCCUGCACGCGGCGCUCAUGGAGAACAAGAUCCUCAUCCACUCGUUGCGCCCAGCCAUCCAGACCAGCGUGGCCGAGGCCCUCGUGUCGGUUAUCUUUCCGUUCCACUGGCAGUGCCCGUACGUCCCACUGUGCCCGCUCGCGCUGGCCACCGUGCUGAACGCGCCGUUCCCCUUCAUUGUGGGGGUCGACUCGCGCUACUUCGAGCUGUACGACCCCCCGCUGGACAUCGUCAGCGUUGACCUCGACACCAACACCAUAUUUCAGAAUGAGGAGAAGAAGGGCACAAGCUGGAAGGCCUUGCCAAAGAAGCCCUGUAAGAUCCUGCUGGCCGGGCUGACUCGUCUCUACCAGGAGCUACAGAUGCAGCAGCAGAGGAAGGAUGACUCGCUGACGGACGUGGCGGGCGUGCGCUGCCGGAGUGCACACACCCUGGAGGUGGAGAUCCAGGAGGCGUUCCUGCGCUUCAUGGCCUCCAUCCUCAAGGGCUACCGCUCUUACCUGCGCCCCAUCACGCAGGCACCCUCCGAGAAGGCCACGGACGCGAGCUCGCUCUUUGACCUGCAAGGGUUUCUGAAGAGCCGUGACCGGUCCUAUCACAAGUUUUACACUCAGCUGACCAAAACGCAAAUGUUCAUCCGCUUCAUCGAGGAAUGCUCCUUUGCUGGUGAUAAGAAUGCCAGCCUUGCAUUCUUUGACGACUGCGUUGAAAAGGUCGACGUAGAGCACGGCGAGGAGACGCGGCUCGUCGAGUUUGACGAGUCGCUGCGCGGCGAGCACACGGUGCUCGUCAUGCCGCCCGAGCCGCCCCCGGCCCCGUCGGGCCCCAACUCGGAGCCGCUCGCCUCCUACAGCUACGACGGUUUUCCCGCGCUGCAGCCCGAGCUGCUGGAGAGGCCCAACGGGGGCGCUGCGUACCCGCCGAGCCAGGCGGCUCCCAGGGCCGCCGGGGUCCCCGGUAGUCCCGCACUCGUCACGCGCAGGACUCAGCAGGAGAUCAAGCUUGCGCAGAAACUCGCUCGCAAGUUCUCGGCGGUGCCCAACCUGUGGGCAAUGUGCCUCUUGGGCAACUGCUACAGCCUGUGGUUCAUCUGCCUGCCGGCAUACGCGAAGGCGCGCCACUCCAAGCUGCGCGUGCUGGAGACGGCCUACUCCGUGCUGCUGCGCAUGCAGGAGCACCGCCUCGAGUGCCCCGACGAGGUUUGCUACCGCGUUUUGAUGCAGGUGUGUGGACAGUACGGGCGCCCUGUCCUUGCCGUGAAGGUGCUGUUUGAAAUGAAGAAGGCCGGGAUUCAUCCGAAUGCCAUCACCUAUGGCUACUACAACAAGGCCUUGUUGGAGAGCACGUGGCCAGGCGGCAACCGCGGAGGGUACUGCCUCUGGGUCCGCCUCCGCAACGUUGUGCGCGCCGUCGCGUGCUUCCGCCAGGGCAUCAAGCACCCUCGCCGACGGUCCUUCUCCAGCGUCUGUGACGAAGCCGGGCAGGACAACAGCAGCCACGGGAGUACGGAGAGUUCUGGUGACAUCCCUCCGUCUGGACAACUGCCGGCCAACUCGAAGGAGAGGCCCAUCACAUACGUCGGUGACAUCGCUGAAGUUGCAGAGCUGUCAACACAUGUCGGCCAUGUGGCAGAAGAUUCUGUGUUUGUAGAGCCCACAGUUCCGGGCACGGACGGACACAAACACCUUGGCAAUGGAGUGAAACGAGAUCAAAAACCCAGCUCCACCAAGAACCGGACAGAAAGCCUCAAACUCAGCCGCUCUUAUUCUGACAUUGAGGACAAGCGAGCGGGAAGCACUCACCGUGAAAAUAUUCACCCUUCCCAUGACAAAGGACUCGGCGGCAGCGGAGAAAAUUGGCGCGGAAGUUCAGAAACUGUGGACAGUUCCGAUGUGGAGUUUUCCCGGCGUGAGAACACGAGACACAAGCGUACGAGUUCAAUGCCCCGGCCCGUCCUGCGGACGAGCGUCUCCGUGGGCUGUGACCCCCUCUCGCUGCUUGCGGCCGAACAGGAGGACAGGUCCGUCGAUGGGCGCUCACGGCUGCCUAAGGCCAUGCGGAGGCUCACGGAGGACCUGCACGACCUUCAGCUGUCGGCCGGGAAAAGCGGCAGUGACGGCAAGGCGUCGGCACAUUCUCGCGCUCGCCGCGGCCUCUUUCGGCGGCUCAGCAUGCCGUACCUCUCCCACCAGACCCCGAGCUCCCCGGAAACGCAGGCGGCGGUGGCUCGCUCGCGCACACUGCACACGCUGCCUCCCAGCAUGGAAGGGUCGCGAGGACGUCUGCAGUCUGUGCCCUGCUCGGCGACGGGCAGCGCCGGAGCGAGCUCGCUGCCCGGCACGCCGCAGUGGGGCACAGCGCGCUUGGACGCCCUCAAACAGGCGGCCAGUGGGAUGGCCGGAGUGGCCAGCAAGCUGUACAAUAGGAUCGGGACCCUGGGCACACCGACCAAGGACGACGGAAAGGCAACAGACAGCGCAGAGCGGCGCUCCGUGACGGACUCGGAUGCGGCAGAGGACGAGGAGGAGGUGCGCGACCAGGCAUCCAGGUCCAACAUUCCGCAGAUCGUCUCCAAUGGACUGGGCCAGAGCUGCAGCAGCCUUGCCAGCAUGGCCAGCACGGACGGAGGCAGGGCUCCCUCCAGCAUCGGGAGUUUUCCAUCGACCAGAAAUAUACCGGUUCUGACUGUGGACAGGGCAGAGCCUGGGUCCCCUCACUAUGCCAGCAGCUGCAGCAUCAGCCAGAGGCCCGACGUUGAGGUGCGCAUUUCCAGCUGCUCGCAGUGCCACACGUGCGAGGGUUUGGUGUACGACGAGCAGAUCAUGGCCGGAUGGACAGCCGACGACUCCAACCUGAACACGGCCUGUCCCUUCUGCAACGCCACCUUCGUGCCGUGUCUCAGCAUAGAGAUCAGCGACCGCAGGAGCUGCGGGAAAAGCAGUAGCGAGUGGGAGCUGGAACAAGCGGGCAGUGCAGGACCGCCUCGCAGCAACGAGCUCAUGCCACCCGUCACCCCCACGCUCACCCGCAGCGCCAGCACCAACACUCCGCUCACCGAGGGCAAGCCGGAGACGGAGAGCGCCGCACCUGGCCUCGCGCACAUCCACGCCGUCCCCACAGGCAGCCUGCCCAAUAUCUUCCACAGACGAAUGGCCGACAGCUCGAGUGAAGAGGGCCUCACGGCAGCGACUGCAGCAGCGGACGCGACAGGGCCCCUGUCGGUGCCAUACCUCUCCCCGAUGGUUCUGCGCAAGGAGCUGGAACGGCUGAUGGAGGAUGAGGGCGAUCGCACGGUGUGCUCCGUCGCGUUAUUGCAGCAGCAUCCCAUCCUCUUCUGGAACCUGCUGUGGUACUUCCAGCGCCUGAAGCUGCCCAGCCACCUGCCCGCGCUACUGCUGCUGUCACGGCUCGGCCACUCCGGCGCACAGACUCCGCAGAGCGGGGGUCCGCGGGAGGGAAAGCGCGUGCUGGUGCACACGCUCUGGGACAACCGCAAGCUGCACAAGGACCUGGAGCAACCGCUCUAUGUCCUGUGGGACACCCUCGUGUCUGCGGAAGGUUCGUCAGCCCCAGACGUCGAGCCCCCCGCGGCCCCCGUUGCCAGCCCCGGCCCUGGCUCGGGCAAUGCCUCGCCCGGCAAGGCGGGCCAAAACCCCGGCAAGCUGAACCUGAGCCGCAAUGACCUGGAGCGCAUGGAGAAGCACAUCAAGGGCAACGACGUUUACAGCCCCAUCUGCCAGCUGCUGGACGCCUGGAGCCACCGCAACCGCAACCUGCGCAGACACAGGAGCCUAUACCGAGAGCUGCUGUUCUUCUCACUGGUGUCCAUGGGAGCUGAGAAUGUUGACAUAAAUGUCUUCGAUCAGGAGUACCGUCGGGAACACGAGCGCAUCACGACCAACGGAGGGCGGCUACUGAACUACGACCUCCCGCCCAGCGCCGCAGCUUCCUCGUGCCGCCAGGCCUUUGGGGAACUGCGACUCUAGCAGAGGACAAGCGCGGCGAGCGCUCGCACGCACCCAUCCACUGCGCUCGGGCAUGCACACGUGCGACAAAGAGAGGUGUGUUCCGAGUAGGGUUGGUGAAUUCACAUUAGUGUUAGUUGGUCCUGCUUUCUUCGUCACUUACAAAUGAGGAAUAUGUUCACGGGGCUGGUGUCCUUGUCAACAAGCUUUCUAGCACAUCUUGCACAAGCGCACACGGUGGGGGCAUUUAAAAUGAUUUGGUACUUGAACUGUCACUAUAUUUGCAAAGGGGAGAUGUGUUGAGCAGCAGAAAAAGAAAGCCCUGUGGAUUCACCAAGUAUAUUAUAACUCGUAGAACUUACAGGUAAUUGAUCAAAUGUAAUGUGUUCAUGUGGCUCUGCCACAUGGACAAAUAACCUAAAAAUAUAUUGUUUCCACAGAUUAGCAGAAGCGAUACGUCCCUCGAAGGUUAACUUUCUCAUUUUAUGACGUUCACAUUUUCAGAGGAUGCCAGUAGGAAUUGCAAAUUGUCCAUAAAGCUGAAGUCUGUUUUUAAAUAAUUAUAAUUAGACAGCAGUUUGAACCCGGUCAAUAAAACUAUACAUACACACUCAGUAGGAUCAUCCCUCUGAACCCCUCCAUAUGCCCAUCAUGGCAUUGGCGCCACAAGCAUCAGAUCAAGAUUUGAGAAAGUCCCAGGUGUUUGCAAACAUUUUGAGUGUAAUUGUUUAGAACACUUUUAUUGAAGGUCACUCGAGCUUUUCACAUCACGUCCAAAAUCAAAGAAGCGUUGUCCAACUUCUGCCCAAUUAUAUCAGUCUUUGAUAAUGGAUGAUGGCGUUUUCAUGUGCAUCCCGGGUACUGGUUCAUAAAGCUGUGAUUCUUGUAUUGUGAUCACUUGGCAAAAUGUGCCCACCCAGCUUGUCCCGAAGGCUUGGCAUAAUUUACGGUCCAUUCGGGUUUUAUUUACGCCAGAGACUUGUUUUUGUGCGAGCGUGUCCCGAGAGCCAGGUGUGAAGUGUGAGGAGUGGGUCCACCCCUCUUGCACUUUGAGGUGUACAAUUGAAAUAUCUUUUUUUAUUUAGAAAGUGAUCACUUGUACAGCAGUAAAACUUAGUGUUGCAUAUAUUAAAAAAAAAAUCUAAAACCCUGCCCUAACUGUGCAAGAUAAAAAAAAAACAGUUGUACAGAUUGUUGUGAUAUUUUGAAGCCCGUGGAAGAUUUGGAGCAUUAGCAAUGAUAACUUUGAUUUUCGUUGGUUUAGUUGAACGCGUGGCACAGAACUUACGUUGGGGAAGGAUAAAUUAUCAAAGGGAGUAAUGUUACUUUGAUACGGAUGGGGAGCACAAGAAACAAUUGGCCGAUACUGCAGCGUGUCAUGGUUUAUUAAUGACUAUAUCGGUUGUCAUUGGCAAUUGAGAAUUUAUUUGUCUACAUUAAAAGGAGGUCAUCAUUUCUAUGUGGUCAUCCAAGGUAGUGUGUCGUAAGUACUUAUUGCAUUAACCUAUUUGAAGAUGCACACUUAUCAUCACAAGCAGCCUUAUAUGUUUGGUUUAUUUUCAUUUUAACAAAAAGCGUUGGUUUUAAAUAGUAGUUUCAUUCACAAUGUUAUAAUAGUGAUCGAGUGUCCAGUCUACGACACAUGUAUAGAGAAGGUACUUUAUUUUUCACAUGGAAGUUCAGAUGCAACAUUGGUACAAUUGUACUCUUUAAGUAUAUGCAUUUAACGUCAUGUAUUGUAACUUGAACGUUAGUUUUUCGAUUGCAAUACACAAUAUCUCUGUAAAUGUUUUGUAUGACUAAAUGUGGAUAAAUCAUCUGUACAAAAUUCUAAAAUUAAGAGAGAAACAUUUUCGUCUAGGUUGCAUUAUAGACUGACUCAACUCUGGACAUGAUAACAACAGUAUGUUCUUUUAUUUUUUCCCUCGGCACAGUGAAAUAUUUGACACAAGUAUAUGCUGCUAUAAUUGUUCAAUGCUUUUAGUAAGACGAAGACUGCUGCGUACUUGAGACAGCAGUUGAUGAGCUAAUGGACAGCGCUGUUGUGAUGAGAAUUGAUACAAAUGGCUUUCUGAACACAGAACACCCCCCCCCCCCCCACCUUUGUUUAAGGCCAUCUCUCAAGCUGCAGGUAAAUUUCCCACGUGGGCCUUGCUGUCUUGACAUUCUCGUUGCGAGCGGACACUUGUUCAAUGGCACGGUGGUGCACUUAAUUUGGCUUCCUCUGUUGUGUCGGACCCUGUGUACGCAGUGACAUAUCUCCCUUCCUACACGUACCAUCCCUAGCAAGUGUGACUAUGCUUACCACAAUCUCAAGGGUGGGGAGAGGUGCAGUGGGGUUUGUUAAUUCAUGCUCAUUAUUUGGUGUACAGGGUAAAAUAGCAGUGGAGAUGUCCUGUCAAGCAUUCACUUUUCCGUAAUUUGCAAUGAAGCACUGUUGAUCAAUGGAGAUCGCGCUAUAAUCCAGGUGAUGGAAAUCAUUAAAACAAUUACAGUCCGUUUUUUCGGUUCUGGAUGUGGCGGCGAGUGUACUCGAGGCUGUUGUAAGUGGAGGCUUCUUUCGGCUAGGCAACGGUCCCCCGUGCACGUUGUUACGUGUCUCCACUUCUCGUUAUUAAGACCAUAUGACACGGCAAUACAGCUUGGCGCACGCCCUCUGUUCCCACGUGGCUAGCAAAGGGAUUUGCACGUCUUGGUCGUGCUGUGGAAGACUGACAUUUCACCUGCAAAGCGAUAUCACACGAGAGCACUAUUGUGCAGCGGCAGAGGGAAAGGGUGGAGGCGCAGGGGGGGGAUGCAACGGGAGUGAAUCCGUCAUACGUUGACCGCUGAUGUGUGUACAUACAGAAGAUCAUAAAGGGCGCGCAGUGAUGCUUCAUAUUUCUCACCAUGGAGUGACUCGGAGGAGCAUCGUUUAAAUGACGUGCAACUGCGUGAAGACCCAGGGCCAAUGUUGACUGGUGUCUGAUAGUUGCACUGAUGUGAACCAGACCGUUGAUCAUCAAAGGCACUUAUUAAAAAGACUUAAGGAUGGCAUAAAGGAGACUUUUCAUUGCUUCUUCAGACUUGCGAAAAGUGCAAUACCCUUGUGAGGAAUAAAGCUAUAUUUUGUUACAGUCCGGAACACCCGUGUUUUAUUAGCUUGUGUAGACCAGACGUUAUAUUCGUACCGUAGCAAUACCCAAUGUGAGUGCGAGGUUCGUACCGACCUGAAGCAUGAAGUAGUAUUUUUAUUGUCGCUUAAUUUGUCUGUUUUGCUAUUUGUGUUGCAAUUAUGCCGCAAUCAGGCUGCCCGCAUUUUUAUUUAAACACGUGAAUUUCAUUCUCAGCAGCGCAUAAAGCUUGCAAGUUAAAUGUAGUUGUGUUUUUUCCCUUUAACUCUGCUGAAAUCAAACACGGCCACCUGCGCUGGUCUUCCAUCUCUCGCUCGGUCAUUUGUUAACCGUUCUCUCAAAUGAUUUUCACAUUUGUCAAUAAGUGGAAGGCAUAUUGUUACACGUUCAUUUAGUUCUAUGUAGCACAGCAGGACCAAAUACACAUUUAUCAAUCGAAUUUGUUGCUGCAUUUCACCUAAUGUACGUUUGUAACGUAGCAUGUAUAGACGCGCGUGUGUGUGUGUACGCACGCGUAUUCAGUUGAUUAAACUUGUGUAGAGCUUAGGGAGAUGUGACCACUAUUUUGUUGCAUUCCACUAACUGUGCUUGGUUUUUCUACCUGAUAUGUCAUGCUUAGGGGGGGGGGGGGUGAGGGCAGUUUCGCUCUUGAAGGUGAGAUUUAAACAUAGUGAAUGGAAUCCCCUAGGCAUCACAUACAAUGGUGACUGCAGUACAAAUUGCACUUGUCGAUGGCUUCUCUGUACAGCUUGUCGUGUCCAUUUUUGAACCGACACGUGGCGGGUUUGAUAACUUGAAAUGCUUUGUCUUGAGUUUUAAUAAAGCCAAAACAGUAAUUGCGCAUACAUUC